Messenger RNA from Ylistrum balloti, 4131 nucleotides. RefSeq lists its product as uncharacterized. NCBI's taxonomy places the organism in Eukaryota, Metazoa, Mollusca, Bivalvia, Pectinida, Pectinidae. Bases 1 to 4131 code for a protein of 1376 amino acids. The record is from RefSeq and is a predicted model, not a curated record. Gene Ontology annotation, biological process: proteolysis. The transcript is spliced from 28 exons. Gene Ontology annotation, molecular function: metallocarboxypeptidase activity; zinc ion binding.
AUGAAGACUCGGGAGGUGUCAUCGGCUCCUGUGCCGGAGGUGGGCAGGGGGUUCAGUUCUGGUUCAUCAAGUCCUGCAAGUGCAUCCUUCGCUGUGGAUGAGAUAAGUCGGGUGUCGGAGGCAAAGAGCAGGGGCAUCGUAAAAGGCUCUGAUGAGGCAUCAUGGAAGGAGACAAUCCGAUUGCAGAUGGAGGAUGAAUUAAAUCAGAGGGUCCGAGAGGCUCUCGAAACUCCACCACUCGAGCGUGCAGAAAAACAAAAGCAUUUACACUCUGGGUCAGGAUCAAGGUCGGAUGGCUUCGGGUCACGAAUUAUAUUUAACUUUGAUAAUCGUGACUAUCUUAACAAUCAAAACUGGCGUGCCAUUCAGGCUCAACGUCAGAUGCAAAGGCUUGUUAGAAUGAAUUACAUUCAGCAAAAUCCAAAUAUAGACUUCAUGUUUCGCGACGAGCUGUCCAAGUCAAAUCAGGAUGAAUUUCCAGGUGUGUUCGGAUUAGAAAAUCUUUCCGAAGGAAUCAAGGAUUUAAAUCGUCAGAGUUUGGAAAAGUACCCAACUUUACGACAAAUUCAGAGACAGUUCUAUACCAAGGAGGGAUAUUUAGCAGCUCUUCGGGCUGGAAAGUUUCCUGAUGGAACUAAAAUUUCUGUUGAAGGAAAUGGAACAUAUGUGGACAAAUUUGGUGUGGUUAGGGAUGGAAAUGGCCCCUUUUGGCCAUCAGAUUUAGGACCUUUAUUUCCGACUCCACGUUUUUUGUGGUUUACGGAACAUCUUCCUGUUGAGCCGCUGUUCUUCCAUAUACACAAUUUACAGUUUCCAGUGACAUUUGACAAUCAGAGUUCUCAGUAUUCUGGGAAAUGGCGGGGAGUGUUGAUUGUAUACGACUCGGAAAGAAGUAGUCGUGACCGGAUACCACAGCCUGUGCCAGAAGGAUGUUGCCCCAAUCUCUUGUUUGAGUCACGGUUUGAGAGUGGAAACCUACGCCAAGCCAGGAGAGUAGGUCAGUUUGAAUACGAGUUGGUGCUGAAAACCGACCUCCACACAAAUCGUCACACACAGUGGUACUACUUCCGGGUACAAAAUGCAGUCCCUGGAAUUGUCUAUAAAUUCCGUAUCGUUAACUUGUUGAAGAGGGACAGCCUGUAUAACUAUGGCAUGCGACCUUUGUGUUACUCUGAAAAAAAUGCUAAAACAAAACAGAUUGGCUGGAUUCGAGCUGGUCACCAUAUAAGUUAUUCACGCAAUAUCAUGCAUCUUCACUGCCCACUGCUUAUGCGAGGAAUUCCAUACUAUGAACUUGAAUGGCAGAUGAGUUUUCCCAAUGAGGAGGACACUUAUUACCUAGCACAUUGUUACCCAUACACGUUUACUGACCUCAAGGAAGACCUGGACGCCUUACUCAACUCACCCGAACGUCGUCAAUGGAUUCGAAGGGAAGUCUUGUGUGAGACUCGGGCUGGAAACAGCUGCUUUCUAAUCACAGUCACAAACUUUGAUAAUUCCAAAGAAGAACAAGACACGAAGCAGGUGAUUGUUGUGACGGCCCGAGUCCAUCCUGGGGAAUCACAGGCAAGCUGGAUGAUGAAAGGUCUUCUUGACUACAUCACAGGGCCUGACCCUGGGGCCAAAGAGCUCCGCAAUGUCUUUAUUUUCAAGGUGGUGCCAAUGUUGAAUCCAGACGGUGUUAUCGUAGGCAACUACAGGUGCUCCCUCGCCGCUCGGGAUUUAAAUCGCAAUUACAGACAUCCUAGGAAGGAAAGUUUUCCUACUGUGUGGCAUGUGAAAAGUAUGAUGGAUAAGGUCUUAGAAAGACAUAAUAUAUUAUUAUAUUGUGACCUUCAUGGACACAGUCGGAAACAUAACGUGUUUAUGUAUGGAAACAACACAUCGCAGGACGGAGAAAACAACACUACUGGUGCUAAGGCAUUCUUACAGGAGCGACUCUUUCCGUGGAUCAUGUCGCAAAAGGCUCCCGAGAAGUUUUCGUUCCAGUCUUGUAAAUUCCAGAUAAAGCGUUGUAAGGAAGCGACGGGACGUGUGGUGAUGUGGAGGCAAAUGCAUAUACUUAAUAGCUUCACACUGGAAGCCACCUUCAGUGGGACCAUCCUCAACAAGUCUGAACCACGCCACUUCAAUGUGGCGGACUUCUUGGAGAUGGGACGUGUUCUUUGUCAAACGGUGCUUGAAUACCAUAUAACUCAGGAAAACAAGGCAAAGCAGACAGACAUGGUGUUAGAACUGACACGGUUCGUUACACAUCAGGUCCUUGAGCAGAAGGGUCUCGUCAACAAUCCUGUACGACUACCACAGUUGAAGGGGGUGCAAGUCAACAAUGGCGAGAAAGUUCUCUCAAAUGGUGAUAAUGGAUAUAUUUCAGAUUCUGGAAUAGUUCAAGGCGUUGAACCUAGUCAUGAAAUGUGCCACCCUCAGUUUGAAAUGGGAUCAGACUCUUUACGCGAAGCCAUUGUUUCGUAUCUAGGACAAGAAAAAUCUGUAUCAAAUGAGGAAGUGAAAAAAGACAAAAAACAAAAAGUGAAUGGCAGCAAAACCCAGCAGGACACUUCCAAAAAUCACAAUUCUGGGAACCUCAGUCGGAAGGAGGUUGACAAUAUGAUAGAGUCGGCCUCUCUGAAGACAAUGGAUGGUUGCCUGAAAAUUCUUGCCCAAUUAAAUGUUCGGGAAGCAAUACCAGAUUCUGAUUCAAGUGACAGUGAUAGUGAAUCUGAAGCCGAAAUGAAAAUCGUGGACUCCAAAUCAAAGAAAAAGAAACGAAAAUCUAGGAAACAGCGAGAUAAAGAACAAAAUGAUCGAAAAGGUGGAGGUUCUGGAAGUUCAGAGAAGAAGGAAGAACGAUCCAAGUCCCUUUCGGUGGGCAGAGAGCGUCCUAUUAUAAGAGCAUAUAAGCUUCUGGCAACGGCACAGGCCUUGCCCACUAUUACAUGUUCUGAUGCACUUCACGACAACCUGGGUCACUCUGUCAAUCAAAAAAAGCAGUUUGAACCAUUCAAAUGUUCCAAGUGUAUGCCUUCAGUUUGUAUACACAGACCUAAGUCUAGUGCUAACCUAGAGAAGUAUAUGCGAGCUCAAAAGAAAGAUGCUCCACAUUUUGUCAGCAAGUAUGAGGGACGAAGAAAUGGAGGGAUCCCCUGUUUCUCUGAAGAAAGAAGUUUAGAAAGAGCGGCUAAGAGAAUGGCAGAAAUGAAGAAAAGAACAGAAGAGGAGAAGAGAAGAGAAAUGGCAUUCUUUAUGUCCACCGCUUCCUCUAUACCAACUAGUGAAAGAGCAUGGUACAUGGAAACAUGGUUGAAACUACAGUGUGAGUUGGAAGAUGGCCUGUGUUCUUGCCCUAAGUCGUUGAUGCCUGUUCAUCAACAGCUUAAUCGGUCAAUAACCAAUGAUGAAUUACAACGUCGCCUACAGGUGGCGCUGAGCGAGGGGACACCCAACAUCGCACAGACACUAGUAGGAUUAAAUAUUCGUACAAGUUAUACACAUGCGGCAGAUACAUUUAGAGAUAUGGCACCUCAGGUGCUGCCCUCUACAUUACCACAGGCAAGGGAGAUAAGUUCUGACGACGGGGGCAGUGAGAGUGACGUAGAAGGUGUUUCUACCACUAUUCCCGUCACCGCCCGAAAUAAUCCCUACCUUCACCGAGAGGCCACCGCGCUCAGUAGUUUUCACCUGGCCGGUAUAGGCACCGGUAGCCAUGUUGCCAAUAACAACAAGAAAACAGCCAGAUCUGGCCCUUUGUACAAGACACUUACCCGUCAGACCACAACUCCUGCUGCCACACCUUCAACUGGGUUCAUGGCCACAGCACUUCCCGGAAUGGCAGAUGACACAUCCAAACUUGUAGGAAGACAACGAAUUAGUAGGACGACUGGCCCACUGACUCUUUAUGGGGAUGAAAAUAUUCCAAAGACUGGAUUAACAGAGGAAGCUAUAGAUAGGAUUCUCACUAGAAAUGUGAAAGACUACAAAGGGAAACCCCAAACUGCUCGAACAGGACCAACAGACAUUUCGAAAAUUCCAACUUCUAUUCUCACUCAAGAGUAUAUCAACAUCGUGUUUGAGCGUCUUAAACGAUCGGCAACUCCAAUUUCUGGAUGGAAAACCCAGCUAGCAAGUUUAUAG